GCGGACGCCAUGGCGACCCGCGGGGCCUCUCGCCUGGACUGGUGCCUCCGCCGGGUCGGGGCCAGCGGCGACUGGCUGCUGCUGGAGGCCGGCACGCAGAUGUGUUUCAGAAUGGUGCAGUAACAAGCCUUUUUCAACAAUGACAUUUGUGUGUGUUGGGGACGGGGCGCUGGCAGAGGAUUGACGCACCAGUGGUCGAAAUUGGGCAGUUUGGUGGUUUGGGUUCAUGCUGUACCCUGUUCCUUUGUGCCUUCACAUUGCAAAAGGUAACUAUUGGCCGAGGAUUAGAUCUCACGUACCAGCUGGUGUCAAAAACCUGUCCCUUGAUGAUCUCUCGUAAGCAUUGUGUUUUCCAGCAGAAUGCAGAAGGGCAGUGGACUGUCAAGGAUAACAAGAGUCUAAAUGGAGUCUGGCUUAAUAAACAGCGCCUGGAUCCCUCAAAAGCCUAUCCAAUCACUGAAGGAGACCGUAUCCAGUUAGGAGUGCCUUUAGAAAACAAAGAGACUGCUGAGUAUGAGUAUGAAGUAAUUAAAGAGGAAUGGGAUAAAAUCAGACCCUUUUUAGCCCAAAGGAAUGACCAGGGGAAAGCUAAGAGUUUAAGAACUAAACGUAAAUUUAGCGUGGAGGCAUCGGAGACAUGUGGAUCAGAAGGCCCUUCAAAUUCGAGAUCCAAAAGAGACAGAGUGUCCUGUGACAGUGAACCUUUGGGAAAACCAUGGGGAAGGGUAGAAGAGGCCAAACAGUUAAUGGAGAAGAUGGAUGUCAAGCAGCCUUCUCCUGGACCAAGUGAGGAGGAUCGUGGUCCACUGUGUAGUAGCCCUGUGCACUCUGAGAAAGCUGUGCCUGUCCCCCAUAAAGACCAGAAAGGCUCUGGUCUUGCACAGUCAUGGACUGGCUUGGAAAUGCUGAGGAAGACUCUACUAAAUAUAAUGAAGUUAAAGGUGAAAGUGCAGGAGAAGCAGACAGCAGUUCUGAAUGUGAAGCAGAAGCGCAGGAAGUGUGCUCAGAAGGAGAUCCUGGCAAUGGAGCAGGAGCUGCAGGAGUUGCAGGACCAGCUGUGCAUGGAACAAGAGCAUCAGCAGCAGCAGGUGGAAGAGCUGAAGAGGACGUUCUCUGAAGAGCAUCAGAAGUUAGAGGGAGCGAAGUGGCAACAUGGGGAAGAGACUCUGAAGGAACAACUGGCCCAAGUGCUGCAAGAGCAUCGUGCUUUGAUGGAAGAACUGAGCCGUAGUAAAAAAGAUUUUGAGGAGAUAAUUCGAGCCAAGAAUAAAGAACUAGAAGAAACCAAGGAGGAGAAGGAAAAGGUGAGAGCCCAAAAAGAAGAGGUGUUGAAUCAGAUGAAUGAGGUGCUGGAGAAUGAGUUGCAGUGCACAAUCUGUUCUGAGCACUUCAUUGAGGCAGUCACUCUGAACUGUGCACAUAGCUUCUGCUCCUACUGUAUCAAUGAGUGGACAAAACGUAAAGUGGAGUGCCCGAUCUGCAGGCAGGAGAUAAAAUCAAAGACACGCUCUCUGGUCCUGGACAAUUGCAUUGACAGAAUGGUAGAAAAACUGGAUGUGGAAAUGAAAGAGCAUCGCCUGACCCUUAUCAGAGAGCGGAAAGGUGAGAGAGAAACAGAAUGUGUUGGUGAAACCAGCUGCGGACAAUGACAGGAGAGUCAUUUCUUCCAUCUGCCCCAUUGUGUUGAUGAGCAGUUGUGACAGUGAGGACUCUGAGGAGGAUUCUUACUUUCAUGAAAACUACUAUGUUAUCUAAAAACUCGUACUGCAGACUCAUUUGCCUGUGUGCUGCCCAAAACCAACCUAAUGGUGUUUGGUUGACUGCUGCUGGAUGAGUGGACUGGACAUCUGGAAGGAGAGAUUCUAUGAAGAGGCUGGAGCUGAGAACUAGCAGCAUUUGGAGAAAGGACCUUAUUUUUUAAAUGAAUGUAUGGAAACUUGAUAUCUAAAACAAAUCCGGGAUUGUGAAAGAACAAACUGCUGUUAUGCUAGAUGAUUGACAUACAAAACUUAGACUUCCACAAUCACUUCUGACUUGCUCGGUGUAAUGUAUUCAUAUGCAUCACUGCCCUUUCCUUAGUGAAUGGCAUCUCUAAAUGUGUAUGUCAGCUUCCCUUAUUUCAGGCAGCAGAGGGAAUGGCCCAGGCUGUUUGAGAACUUGGCCACACACACCAGCUGGCAGGAGAGCUGUUAUCAGGAAAAAGUGACAAAGUGGGUUUUCCUCGUGAAUUUCACGUGGCAGCUAGAGUCAUCCCAGGCCUCUGGCAGUAAAGGUAACACGGGGUGGGUUAUGGACCCUGUCAGCCUUGAGUGCUUAAAUGCAUUGUAAGUUGAACUGCUGGCCAUCUCUUUGCUCUGUUAUGUUACUCAUUUUUUGUUAGAUAGGGAUGGAGAAGAUUGAAUCUUCUAAAAUUCCUUAGCUAGUGCUCUUUUCAUAUAUUAUUUUUCGUUUGUUCCUUCUUCAGGCUUUUGCAUAAAGGGUUUUAGAAUUGGGAAGCAGCACAUCCAGAAGUUAUUACCGAUGAUUUCAGAAGCACAUCUAGCUCUUGUCAGCAGCAGAGAGGAACCUCUGCCUCUUUGGAAGAGCUGUUACCUGAAUUGGUGAACUGUCCUGUUGCAGGAUAGGUAGGAAGGCAGCAUCUGUAGGAAACCAUGAGGCACAGAAAGAAGCAUUUAAUUUUAUUGUUUACAAAACAUUUGCUGUUGAGCCGUGAGUUGUACUACCCUCAUAGCAAGUCACUCAUCCCUAGGACUGAGCAAGUCUUGGCUUGUUCUUUCAUGGAUUUGUGUCUGAAUUUACAUUUUCGGUGGCAUAUGCUUUUGACUUAGCCAUUAAAUGGAAAGGACUGUUUUACACUGUGAGAAGUGGAUGGGGGAAGCCCUUCUCAUCUGUAAAAUUUCUUUGGCUAUUUGUAUGUACUUUCUUGUUUCUAUGUUUAUUUUGUUUAAGAAGGAAAAUAUAAGUCCAUUUCUGCAUUAGUCUUCCUUGGAGCUAACACUGCAAUGAAUGUCUUUCUCUUAGUUGUCUUAGAUUUUUUUUUUUUUUGAGAAAACACAAAUUAUCGAAUUUUAAUGACUUUGCUUUGUGUUUUGAUUGCUGUAAGCAGUGUGACUAUUUUGAAGUUAUUUUAGACUUGUGUAUUCAGGAAUUCAUAAAAGACAAUGCAAUUCUUCAA
Molecule: messenger RNA, 3175 nt
Organism: Columba livia (rock pigeon)
Lineage: Eukaryota; Metazoa; Chordata; Aves; Columbiformes; Columbidae
Gene: RNF8
Product: ring finger protein 8
Exons: 9
Coding region: 327-1649 (440 amino acids)
Biological process (GO): double-strand break repair; ubiquitin-dependent protein catabolic process; protein K48-linked ubiquitination
Cellular component (GO): nucleus; ubiquitin ligase complex; site of double-strand break
Molecular function (GO): histone binding; ubiquitin protein ligase activity
Source: RefSeq, a predicted model, not a curated record